GAGACGAAAGAGGAGGAGCAAGGAAGAAGCAGCUCUUAGAGCUCAAGCAGCAAAACAAAAACAAAAACAAAAAAAAAUCUCUGAUCCUCCGUUUGAAUUUUCUUUUAUUAAACUCCCAAUGGAGAAUUCCGAUCAUGAUCUGAGUUCUAACCGUAAUUCAUUGGCGCGUCAACUGGAUUUCUCCGUCCCGGCUGCGGCGGCGGAGGAUGUGGAAACGAAGAUGAUGGAUGAAACUGAGAAGAAGCAGUCGCAGUCUCUUCUCGAUUCGGAGUCGUCUCGGGAAGAUCAAAGAGAUGAAGACUUGCCUUCGCAGCCUCAAGCUUCCGAGGAGCAAGGGGUAGUAAAGUCUCUGAAUCAGCCACCGCGUUCUCCGGUUAGAUCUUGGCAGUUAUCAGUGACGGAAGAUGUCACGCCGCCACAGAGACCUCCGGUUCAUCGGUUUGGUCAUCCAUUGGGGACGUGUCGUGUGAGCAAGAAAGAGCCUUUGACACCACGUGGGAAACAGACGGAAGCUGAGUCUAAAGAUGAUACUCCUAAUAAACAGAAGCAUUGCAACUGUAAAAAUUCUAGAUGCUUGAAGCUGUACUGUGAGUGCUUUGCGUCGGGAUCGUAUUGCAAUGGUUGCAACUGUACGAAUUGUCAAAACAAUUUGGAGAAUGAGACCGCUAGACAAGAAGCCAUCGCGGGGACUUUAGAGCGUAAUCCUAAUGCCUUCAAGCCUAAGAUUGCUGGUAGUCCUCAUGGAAUUAAUGAUUUCCAGGAGGAUGUGCGGCAACUCCUGAUUCUGGGAAAACACAGCAAAGGAUGCCACUGCAAGAAAUCAGGAUGUCUCAAGAAGUACUGCGAGUGUUACCAGGCUAAUGUCUUAUGUUCAGAGAAUUGUAGAUGUCAAGAUUGCAAGAACUUUGAAGGAAGCGAAGAAAGACGCGCCCUUCUUCAUGGAUCGCAGCAUGUCUCAGAAACCUACAUACAACAGACGACCAAUGCGGCUCUCAACCGCGCCACGUUUGGAUAUCUGAACACUCCUGAAUCAAGAAAGAGAAAAAGCAAGAACGCUUCACCUGCGGUAAAUCACGUUAUAAGGAAUGGUGACACUUCUCUGUUUUCAAUCCCUAACAACAAAGUUGUACCGGGAACUCCCACAUGUACUUACAGGUCUUCUCUGUCAAAUACUAUCCAGCCGCGUCAUGUCAAAGACUUAUGUACGCUUUUGGUCACCAAAUCGGUAGAAGUAGCAAAUAAAUAUGCAGACAAAAGGAGGAAACAUGAGAAAGACCUUUCACUUGAUCCAGCCCAGAGAGAUGCUAAUGAGAACAAUGACUCUCCAGAUUGUGUCCUUGAUUCUACUAGAAUGGACGAGAAGCCUUUAUCUCCGGCAACGCGUGCAUUGAUGUGUGAUGAUGAACAUGUGAUCGCAUCAGAGAAAGAGACAUCUGCCGGGGUGAAAACAAGCCAAGAGAAAGAAGACGCAGUAGACACAAACUCGGAGAUAUACUUAGAGAAAGAAAGACAGAUCUUGUCGAGCUUCAGGGACUUUCUCAUUCAGCUUUCAACCCGUGGGAGCAUAAAAGGAACAAAUAGCAAAACCAACACAAAUCCAAGUAGAAAGGAACCACAAGAUGAAGAAGAGCAAGGCCAUCGAGACUGAAGUUUGCGGUAACCCUUAGGAACAUCUAAUUCUUUUUAACAUAUGUUCCUGUCACAACUGUUUUAAAGUUUAUAUAGGAAGAUCAGAUUAGAUUAACAAUUAUUCAUUCAUUGGUGAGAA
This is a messenger RNA of Eruca vesicaria subsp. sativa (arugula), 1768 nucleotides long. Lineage: Eukaryota; Viridiplantae; Streptophyta; Magnoliopsida; Brassicales; Brassicaceae. The record is from the annotation of a GenBank genome assembly.